Molecule: messenger RNA, 1432 nt
Organism: Dendroctonus ponderosae (mountain pine beetle)
Lineage: Eukaryota; Metazoa; Arthropoda; Insecta; Coleoptera; Curculionidae
Product: nucleolar protein 12
Exons: 5
Coding region: 126-1394 (422 amino acids)
Molecular function (GO): RNA binding
Source: RefSeq, a predicted model, not a curated record
CCUUUUCCUGUGACCAUAACCUUAAAAUCUUGGUUUUCAGCGUGCUGCAAAUAUAAGUUAGUCAUUUGUACAGUGGAUCCUGUUUUAUUUGGAAAAAUCUUGCAGUUGUAAUUCAUCGUUUAACAAUGGAGUACACUGUGGGUAGUUUGGCUGAACUUAUUUCAGGCAACAAGUCUGACAAUCAAACGAAACUGGUACAAAGACCAUUUAAGAUGCUUACAAAAACCGAUCUAGAUUCUGCUAACGUUGGUAAGAACACAUUGCGUUCCAAAAAUCACUCUGAUGAAACGUCGGAACCAAAUGUACCAAGCAAUAGAAGAAAGAAACAUAAAAUAGUAAGCGAUGUAUCUAAAAAAACAAUAAAAAAGGUGAAAGUUGAAACUCCUCAAGUUCAGAAGAUAGAGUCAAGGGCAUUUAGAGGAAACUUGGGACGAAAGCGAAAAGGUGACCAAGAAAAAACUGAUGCGAAUGCAGAUGAUAAUUCGGCAGACUCAUUUAAGAAGCCAAAACUUGUUACAAAUGAAGUCAGUGCGGCAAAUCGCAUCAAAAACAAAUUUAAUCAGGAAAUCAAGAGUUCUAGCGAGUAUAAGGACAAAACUUUAUUUGUGGGAAAUCUGCCAAUUUCGGUAUCAAAAGAUAAAAUUAAGAAGCAUUUUAAAAAGUAUGGAGCUAUAGAUAGCUUAAGAAUUAGAGGCAUAGCUGUUGCUGAUAUUAAGACAUCAAAAAAGGUGGCAGCAUUGAAAAAGGAGUUUCAUCCGGAUAGGAAUUCGGUUUGCGCUUUUAUAAGGUUUAAAGAGUCUGAAGAUGCGAAAAAAGCUGAAGCUGAAAAUGGUGUUCUUUUCUAUGAUCAUCACCUGAGAGUGCAGUUUUGCGAAUCAGAUGCAAAACCUGACGAAUCAAAGGCAGUUUUUAUUGGAAAUCUUCCAUUUACAGCUGAAGAUGAAGAACUCUGGGACUUAUUCAAGAUUUGUGGACCGAUAUCGCAUGUUCGUAUUGUAAGAGACGGGCGAACUGGUAUUGGUAAAGGAUUUGGUUAUGUCAAUUUUAAAGACAGUGAUUCAGUACAAUUCGCAUUGGAAAGAGAAACAUUCACUCUGAAAGAUAGAGAGCUCAGAGUGUCAUUAUGUGAAGCUAAUAGAGCCAAAAAACAAUCGAAAAAGAAGCUAAGGAGUAAAGCAGGAAAGCCUAUUUUGAAGGGCAAACAAAAUGAUGAUACGCAACCCGCUGAACCAAAAGUUAAAGGGAAUGCAAAUACAGGCUCAUUCGCUGGAACAAAAUUCGAUGAUAUGAAAAAGAAAAAGAAGUUGGGAAAAGGUAGUAGGAGCAGCUUGGAAAAGAAAAACCUUGCUAAACAGCUUUCUGUUUCGAAAAUACAGCGUAAUUUAGAUGUUUAACAAUUGAUAUUGUUCUUAAUAAAGCAUUUACUUGACAA